This is a messenger RNA of Anastrepha ludens (Mexican fruit fly), 1432 nucleotides long. RefSeq names its product glucose-induced degradation protein 8 homolog (gene Hou). Gene Ontology annotation, cellular component: nucleus; cytoplasm. The transcript has 4 exons. Bases 245 to 934 code for a protein of 229 amino acids. The record is from RefSeq and is a predicted model, not a curated record. Gene Ontology annotation, biological process: proteasome-mediated ubiquitin-dependent protein catabolic process. Gene Ontology annotation, molecular function: protein binding. NCBI's taxonomy places the organism in Eukaryota, Metazoa, Arthropoda, Insecta, Diptera, Tephritidae.
AACACACUAAAUUAACGAAAGCUAGGAGCAAAGCAAAAUACGGUUAAAAUUUGCUCCAGCUUGUGAAAACGGCAAAAAAGUAAAAUUUUUAUAUUUUUAAUGAAUCGAAAUUUUCAAGAAAAAUUAUUAGAUACGAACGAAUUUGAAAUUCGCUUAUUUGCAAAUCAAUUGGAAGCAAAUUUAUUUUGACUAUCAGUGUUUCAAGAACGGCCUCAAAAUUGGCAAAAUAAGGAAGAACAAGAAAAUGAGCUACAACGAAAAGUGUGAUGGUAUAACAAAGGAAGAUUGGAUGCGAAAGUUGGAACAAUUCCCAUAUAAACAAAGCGAUAUGAAUCGAUUAAUUAUGAAUUAUUUAGUGACUGAGGGGUUCAAAGAGGCUGCCGAAAAAUUUCAGUUGGAGGCUGGACUCGAACCGAGUGUUGAAUUGAGUUCAUUAGAUGAUCGCAUAUUGAUACGCGAAGCCGUACAAAGUGGACGAAUUCAGGAGGCAACACAUCUCGUCAAUCAAUUGCAUCCGGAGCUGCUAGACAAUAACCGUUAUUUAUUUUUUCACUUGCAACAAUUGCAACUUAUUGAAUUGAUUCGUGCUGGACAAAUUGAAGAAGCUUUAACAUUCGCUCAAAAUAAAUUAUCUGAAGCCGGUGAGGAUAUACCUGAAGCGCUUAAUGAACUUGAACGAACAUUGGCUCUAUUGGCCUUUGAAAAGCCACAAAACAGUCCUUUUUCUGAUUUAUUAGAGCAAUCGCAUAGACAAAAGAUUGCCAGUGAACUUAAUGCAGCAAUACUUAAAUGUGAACAUAGCACUGAUUCUACUCCUAAAGUGAUGUUCUUACUAAAAUUAAUUCUUUGGGCUCAGUCAAAACUCGACAGUCGAGAUGUUCACUACCCAAAAAUGGUUAAAUUGGAAACUGCUCUCAUUGAGAAGCCGAAGUAGCUCGAAAAGGAAUUUUGAAAAAUUCGAAAAUCAUCAGAAGCAAAGUACUUUCUAAGGUUAUAUUGACUGGCGCUGCUUCAUUAGUAAAAAAAAAAACAAUAAAAUAUAUGUAUUCGUGUGUACAUCCAAUUAAAAAAUAAAAGAGAUUAACACAAAUAUUUAUAUGCAACGGAGCGAGAUUUAACAGAUUUGGCGCUGUGUGUGGAGAUUAGAGUAUAUAUUUUGUUUAUAAAUAUGUCAAGAAAAUUUUCACAUUUUACAUCAAUCAUAUAUUAGAAAGUUUUAAUGACUUGGGGAAGGAUUAUUAAUUCUGUAUUUUGUCUUUAGCACUGUAACAAGAAUAGUAAGGUAUAUUAGUAAAGUAGUAAUGUUUGUUUUUCCCCUAAAAUACGAUUAACAUUUCUACAAUUAUAUCCACAAAAUAUUUGCAUCAGCAAAAUUUAUUAAAUGAAGAAAAUACUCUUAUUUUGCAAAUAUUUGCUCUUGUAUUUUGUGACC